Messenger RNA from Lottia gigantea (owl limpet), 2553 nucleotides. RefSeq lists its product as hypothetical. Lineage: Eukaryota; Metazoa; Mollusca; Gastropoda; Lottiidae. Gene Ontology annotation, molecular function: G protein-coupled receptor activity. Gene Ontology annotation, cellular component: membrane. Bases 1 to 2553 code for a protein of 850 amino acids. Gene Ontology annotation, biological process: cell surface receptor signaling pathway; G protein-coupled receptor signaling pathway. The record is from RefSeq and is a predicted model, not a curated record. The transcript has 2 exons.
AUGUGGAAACAGGGAUAUAUCUCUUUAUGUUUGCUGUUAGUUAUUUGCUCGAAUGCUUUAUGCUUUGAGACAAGACAAAGUUGCAGUGGGAUUGAUUAUACGCAGUGCUACGAUGUUCCUAAAUUCGACGAAUCUCUUUCAAUGUGGCACUGCUCUUGUGAGUUGUAUGGUUUGAGUAUGAAUGUUUGUGGAGAUUUUCUGCAUCUUGAUGCCAAUACAACAGAAAAUAGCAGUGACGACUAUUUGUUUUCGGACUACAUCAUCGACAAUUCUACUGUCAAUGCUAAUGACUCAUUUGAAGGUCGAUAUAUCCGUUUCUUGGCUAGGUAUUCUGAAUGUGUAAACGUUGGAAAAAGACAGUAUUAUACAACGUUUACUAUAAUUGGCAAAUGCCCCGAACAUUGGAAAGAUGAAGUUGUUCGGACCCAAUGUGAAAACCAAUCACAAGAGUUACCACCAAUUGAAUUGAAUGCGCAAUACAGAUUUGUUUUUAGAAAUAUAUUUUGUGCAGUAUGUCAUGGGUUAUCAGAGGAUUUCGUUAGAAGCAACGUGAUCAUCUGGGAAGCAAGUAUGAGCUGCUCCAACAACGACAAAUUACCAUUGGCAGACUCUAAACCACGGAUAGAUGAUUCCCACUGCAGCACCGUUUAUUCUAGACCUAAACAAAAGCAAACCAGUGAAGCAAACGGGGAGGAUAUCAUUAACUAUGAUUGUAUCUCAUGUGCUGAAGAUCUACGCCAAGAUACGUCAACUACAAGUUUAAACUGCAUUGUGUGUCAGUUAGGAAUCUUUCUCUUUGAAUUUUCACCACUACCAACUCUACCAUUCGAAUCACUUUCAGUUCUUUUUGAAAUACCUACACAGAAGGAAUCGAACAUCUUUAUAAAUGGUGACAUUUUUACAUCAAGUCAGUUAUGUAAGGAUGACGAGAAUCUCGAUCUACUGUAUCAGAGAUGUCGCAAGUUUGUUUGCCCUGCUGGUCAAUUUCCAUUAGAAGGCCGGUGUCAGGAGGAGUCUAAAGUGUUUGUAUCCCCAGAAUUUCAACCCUUUCCUAAUAACUCUCGAACGUUCGACAUCAAUAUAACAUUUGAAGACAGACUGGCUAAUUUAUUUGACGUCAUAACGUUGAUGACGUCUAAAGUAGACAUGGAGUUUAUUCAAGAUUUUGAAGAGGAAUUUGCUUCAUUGAAAAUUGAAUCCAAUAUCCCAAUUUCCAAACUGCUAAAUAAUUGGAGCAAACAACCUAUCCGAUUUUUGUCUGGAGUAGUUCUUACCUUACAAAUGAACAAUAUAAACCGAACAGAUAACGAGACAUGUUUGAAUGACGAUUUCCGAUGUAUCCAGCAUACCCCUGUCUAUUUUCUGAACAGUAAACCGUUCUCACGUGUUGAUAUUGGUUCUAAAAGUUUCAUGUAUCCACUUGAUAAUAUUAUGUAUGAUUUAACAAUUGACAAGGGAAACUCGUCGUUGGUAUUUAAUGAAGUUUGCGUCUGUUUCCAAGAAGUUGAGGAGAAUAAUUCGUCUGCUUCCAUCAACUGUUCAGGUCCUAUGUAUGAAUACAAUGAACAUGAGUAUAUUCUUAUAGGAAACCAUAGUUUGGAACUUGUUGAACAGAAGCUGCGAAUUGAUGAAAGUCAGUACUACUUUAAAGGAAAUGUGGCUGUUAUUUGUCAUGAUGAAAUGGAACUGAAAGAUUUUCAGUUUUUCAAAUAUGACGAGAUUCAAGGCUAUAUUUCUAUCGUUUGUACGGCCAUAUCUGUCUUUUUUCUUCUCGUUUCCUUAGUCAUAUUUGCCAUGUUUACAGAAUUGCGGACGCUUCCUGGCAAAAUGACCGCAAGCUUGUCAGGACUGCUUAUAAUAGCCCAAUGUCUUCUUUACCUCCCUCAAAUGCAUGUUGGUGUCUGCAAAUAUGUAGCUGCUUUUACCCAUUUUUGCUGGUUAUCAGUGUUCACAUGGAUGAAUUGCAUUGGUGGUAACAUGGUAAUCACAUUCCAUCCUACAUUGAUGCUGGCUCACAGAGCAUUGAAAGAGAACAAUGCGUUUUGGCGAUAUUGUGUCAUUGCUUUGUUGGGCCCCCUUAUAUUGUGUGUUGUGCUUUUGGUUCUUGAUGUAAUUGAAGGUGAUCAUUACCAUAUAAGGUAUGGUGAAAUAAACUGUGUUUGGAUGGGUGAUCAUUAUGGAUUUAUUUUCGGAUUUUUCGUACUCGUAGCCUUGACCAUUGUUUUUAAUAUCAUAUGUUUUUGUGUUACUUUGUAUGAAAUUGAAAAAUCAAUGAAAACAUCCGAUGACAUCACUGGUAGAAAACGUGAUCGUAGCCGAUGUCACAUGUACAUAAGGUUAUCAUCUGUUAUGGGAUUUUCGUGGAUUUUUGGUUUCGUUGCGGUUUUCGGUGAUAUUCCGGUUUUAUGGUACGUUUUUAUAGUUUUAAAUGGACUACAGGGAGUGUUCAUAUUCAUUUCAUUCACCGUCAAUGCCAGAACACGUGGCUUAUUGCGAACCUGGAUAUCAGAAAAGACAUUUUCGUCGGUUGUCAGAAGCCCCGAUACAGCGUGA